This is a messenger RNA of Truncatella angustata, 1356 nucleotides long. Its product is annotated as salicylate hydroxylase. Gene Ontology annotation, molecular function: FAD binding; monooxygenase activity. The record is from RefSeq and is a predicted model, not a curated record. Bases 1 to 1356 code for a protein of 451 amino acids. NCBI's taxonomy places the organism in Eukaryota, Fungi, Ascomycota, Sordariomycetes, Amphisphaeriales, Sporocadaceae. The transcript is spliced from 2 exons.
AUGGGAUCACAGUUCAUCGCACCACCCGGUUGGAGGCAACUCGAUGUUGCUGUAAUUGGCGGAGGUAUCGGGGGACUAUCCGUGGCCAUUGCCCUGCGCCGUGCGGGCCACAAGGUCACCAUCUACGAGCGAGCAGACUUUGCUGGCGAGAAGGGUGCCUCAGUAUCAUGUGCAGCCAACGGCACAAGAUGGCUAGAAGAAUGGGGCGUUGAUGUCCAGAGGGGCGACCCCGUGUUGCUAAAGAAGCUCAUCAGCCGCGACUGGUACAGCGGUGAACCUUAUAGUGUCUACGACUUGAAGGAUUACAAGGAGCGCUGGGGUUACGUAUACUGGAUGUUUCACCGUCAGUACAUGCACGCUAUGCUCAAAGACACUGCUCUGCAAGAAGAAGGCGAGGGCGUGCCGGCCAAGUUGGUUGUCAACCACAAGGCCAAGAAUAUCGAUCUGGAGAGUGGGAAAAUAGAGUUCGAGAAUGGAGUCACGAUAACAGCCGAUCUCGUCGUUGGUGCAGACGGUAUCGGGUCCGCAGUUCGUGGUAUCAUUGGCAUCCACCCUGAGAAGCGUCCUGGGCCCGCCAGCUGCUUACACGCCAACGUUAUGACCGAAGACGCUGUUCGGCUAGGGUUGACCGACUAUUCCCAAGAUAGUGCACUCGAGUACUGGGGUGGCCAGGAGGGUAAAUUUGACAAGAUCGUCCUCUCUCCUUGCAACGGCGGCAAGCUGCUAUCAUACUACUGCUUCUUCCCCCGUGAGAAGGGCGACUACACAUCACAAGCCUGGGGCGCAGAGGACCUCCCCGUCGAGGAUCUCUUGGCACCUUUUCCUGAGCUGGACAGACGCGUCCGUGAGCACCUCGCCAUUGGUAUCGAAGUGCAGCCCUGGCGCCUCUGGGUCCACGACCCUUACCCAUAUAUGAACAAGAACCGUGUGGCCAUUCUCGGCGAUGCUGCCCACCCAAUGAUGCCUCAUCAGAGCCAAGGAGCUUGCAUGGCUAUCGAGGAUGCCGCAGCGUUAGGCAUCCUGUUCAACAAGACAUACUUCAGCGGCGACGUCGCCGAGACCCUUAGAGUGUAUACCGACGUUCGUCUGCCCCGCGUUUCCAAGGUUCAGGCCUCUGCCGCCAAGGCUGCAUAUAACAUCAACGAGCGCAUCGGCUUCUCCAGCAACACGGACGUUGAUGGCUACAAGGUGGAAGACGAGAGUAAGAAGCUAACUAUUGAGGAGAUGAACGGAUAUGACAUGUACAUGGAUAUUGAGGAAAAGAUCGCUGGGAGGGAUGGCAAACCCUUCAAUCAAAAGUUCAUUAACGGUCUGCCGGUAGGGCUGAAGUUAUCGAAUGGUGUCACUGUCAGCUAA